GGGAUCCCCCCACAGUUCUGACAGUAUUUCUGGGGCCACAGCCAGAGAGGGAAGAACGUUAACUUCAGCAAUAUAAAACAACUUUUUCAGAAAGUGUUAUUGGGAAGUUAUUGAGGGAGAAAAAGUUAUUGAAGGGGAGAGAGUAUAACGGGAAAAAAUUACACAAGACGGAGAGGGUGAGAAAGCAAGAGACCUCCUCUACAUGGGUCAUUUCAUCGGAGGCACCGGUCGUCGGCAGUUCAAUUCUCAGAUGGUCCAUGUCAAAAGGAGGGCAGGGGGAGUUAUUGCAGCAGUGGAGUGAACAUUCAAAAAGUUGAAGUUCAAAGAAAGGAAGGGAGGGUUGCAUGUUUUUGGUAGACGGGAGGGGAGCAGCAUGCACGGCACAUGCUAGGUUCCCAGUGUUUACAACAGAAUCCACCCAUGAUACUGCAAAAACAGAAAUAAUGGACAAGAAAAGUGCAAAUGGCUUUCCUUCCAAGGCCACAGAUAGUGGAGUACAGCGUAAACAGCUGCCAUAUUCUGUCGAGACCCCCUAUGGGUUUCACCUGGAUCUGGACUUCCUGAAGUAUGUAGAUGACAUAGAGAAAGGGAACACAAUCAAGAGGGUGCACAUCCAACGCAAGAACAGGGGCCCAAAGUACAGCACACUGCCACGCAACUUCAGCCUUCCUGGGCAUGGCGCGCGACCUCUAGCCAAAGACACAUGGGCCAAUACUUCCACUUUAGGGUCCAAACCCAAGUCACGUGUUACUGAAGUCCAACAGCUUUUUGAGUUUCGAGCUAGCGAUGCCACUAGUGUUAGCAGCAGCACCACCAGUGGAAGCUCCCAUACCAGCCAGUCAAAGAUGCCUGUGAGUGCUUACCUCCCCUCACCAAAGGCUGCAGAAGAGACUCAAGUACAGACCUCAUCUGAGAACGAACAGUCCAUGGGCCUUAACGUUAGGCCUCACCUGUUAAGAGCCUCCAGCAUGCCUAUUAAUGUUCCACGUAGGAAAGGUUCAGAUUCAACUGAUGAGCAGAGUUCCCAAUCGCAGAACGGCUCAGCUGAGAAGCUUUUUCGACCAGCGGAUGGAGGUGACAGGAGAGGCAGUGUUCCCCAGGACAGGGCCAGCUUGCAUCAACAGAUCACAGCUGCGCUGAAACGGGUGCGUGAGUUAGAAGAGCAAGUCAGGACCAUCCCUGAGUUGAGGGCUCAAAUAUGCUCUCUUAGAACAGAGAGGGAAGAACUGCUUCAAAGAAUUCAAGAACACAAGUCAGCGCAAAAGAGUGAGGUUCCUCAAACUGAUGCGCAAGACCGUGCUGUUCCUCCAGUUGUAAGUGAAAAGAAAGCUGCUCCUUCCAUUCACACAGAUGGUGCAGCUGAUCAAGAAGGAGUUCAGUCCAACAAAACCACAGAACAACAGGAACAAGAUCUUGUGGUGCAGGUUACUGUAGAGCAGGAGUCUAAAAAAGUAACUGAUACAGAACAAGUGCCUGCUCCGGUGUCUGUCCCAGUAAUACUCAUAGACAAAGCAGAAACUCCAACUGAUCCAGAUGAAGAAGAGAGGCUUUUGCAAGAGACUACACUUCAAGAAGAAGCAUCAAAGAGUCUUCCAGAGCAAGCAGAAAUGCAGGAUAGAUCAUUGUCGGAAGAUAAACAGUCAACACAGUCACAAGGGAUUUCAGAAUCAGAGGAAUCAGUCGCUGCAUCUGAAUGUACAUCCACUCAAGAAGAUGCUUCAGUUGUUGAUGGCCCAAGUGUAAUUACGACUGAAGAAAAUACAAUAGCCCAACCUGCUGAACAGAAUCUUCCCACUAACCUGGAGCUGGAAGCAAAACUGAAAACUUUGGAAGAGAGUCUUAGUAAGGCCAGUUGUGAACUGGAAAAGACAAAUGCCUUACUGAGAGAGCAGAUGGAUGAGAAUAGACGAAAGGAUGAGAGAAUACAGGAACUGAUUGACCAAGUGAAGGAGCAGAAACUUCAAGCUCCAAUCGAGCCAGUACCUGAACCAGUUGUCACAUGUGAUGCAUCAGUCAGCACAGACAGCAAAAGUGUCCAGGAGAAAGGAAUCUCAACAGAACCUCAACCAGCUGAGGCUCCCAAAGAAACAGACUCUAAAUGCUCGAGCACUCAGACAAAUAUAGUAGAAGCUCGAGACAUGGAAGUAUUAGCACAAGUCACUACAGCUGAGAAAAUUGUAGGGGUAGAGAUUGUCAUGUGUGACCAGGCAAUGGAGACUGAAGGCCAGGACAAUCUAGAGGUUAACAGUGGUCCAAAAGUUUCUGAAAUGCUAGAGAAGACAGAUUCUGUAAAAGACGUUGAAGAAGAAGAAGAGGGUGAUAUCAAAGAUAGUGUGUCCAGUCAGAUCAUAGAUACCAAAGUUAGUGAAACUCUUAUUGCAGAGAGUGACACUGAAGAAUACGUCAUGGUAGAAAGUACCAUGAUUGAGACUAUGGGCAGUGAAAAUGAAGUCCCUAAGCCUACAGUCCAAGAGAGCGAAUCUAAAGAGAGUCCGGUUGUUGAAAGCACAGUAACAGACAAAGCAAGAGGAGAAAGAUGUUCAGCUUUGCAAACACAGCAGGAACCAAGAGAAACACAAGUACAGGAACCCCAGUCUCAAAGGGCAUCUGAAGCUACAGCCUCUCCUGCUGCAAUCGGUCAAGUUGUUAAUCGGAUACAGGGCCUUCUUAACGAGCAGUGGGCCAGUCUGGGAAGUGGAGGCCAGGACGCUAAAGGAGAGAGCUCUCAGAAACCUCAUUCUUCCAAAAUCAGCUCAAUUCAAAGCCACCUGAGAGGGUCCCUCAGUGCCCUGUCUGCCUUUUACUCACCUGUUCAGAAAGGAGGGGCUACACGACAAUCAGGCCUCAAAUCCAUCAUGAAGAAGAACGACUGUCCUGACAAGCAGGGCAAUGGGGGAACGAAGAAGAACUUGAAGUUUGUUGGCGUAAAUGGAGGCUAUGAGACCACCUCCAGUGAGGACUCCAGUGGGGAGGAGGAUCAGGACGAGGUUGAGGAGGUGGAUAGCUCGGAGCCUGAGGUGGAGCAGGGAGAGGAGAGUGAAAAUGCCCAGGAGGAGGCUGCUGCUACUGGGGAGCAAAGUGAAGGGGUUCAGGCAGAGGUGGCAGAGGGCUCUAAGGAGCCUGAUGCUGCCCAGGCUGCUAUGAGUCCCCAGGAGGAGCAGCCUGUCAGUGAGUUAGUUGAUAAGAACUUCAUGGCUGCUUGUCAUUUCCUGAAGGAUCGCAUGGCUGAAGUUGCUGCCCCAAAUAAAGACAUGAGGCAGGUUCUGAUGGUGUUAUAUCAGGAGUGGUUCCGCGUGUCCAGUCAGAAGGACUCUCAGGCAGAGACGGUCACGUUGUACCUGAGGGAGGUGGGCUAUCACACUCCCACGCUGCUGCGGUAUAUAGUAAACCUGGCGGAUGGUAAUGGAAACAUGGCGCUGCACUACAGCGUGUCCCAUUCCAACUUCUCUGUGGUCAAGCUGUUACUAGACACAGGACUGUGUGAGGUGGAUCACCAGAACAAGGCGGGCUACACUGCUAUAAUGUUGGCAGCUCUUACUGCCGCAGAGAGCCCUGAGGACAUGGAGGUGGCUCAGCAGCUACUGAGAAUGGGCAAAAUCAAUGCUCGAGCCAGCCAGUCAGGGCAAACAGCACUGAUGCUUGCAGUUAGUCAUGGCCGGACGAUGAUGGUCCAGGUUCUUCUGGACUGCGGUGCUGAUCUGAACAUACAGGACCGGGAUGGAUCCACUGCUCUGAUGUGUGCCUGUGAGCACGGCCAUACUGAGAUAGCCAAAAUACUGCUGGACAGACCAGAGUGUGACAUAUCACUCACAGAUAAGGAUGGAAACACAGCUCUGUCGGUUGCCAUGAAGGCUUCCCACUCUGAGAUUGUUGAACUUCUGAAAGCUCGCGCUGAUCCAGCCACGGUCACAGAUCCUACAGCUCCGCUCUGAGUCCAAAGGCCUCGUCUUCAUGCCCAACUGGUUCCGCCAGAUUCAUCUUUCUCCUGCCUUGACCUGACUCGCUGACCAGGCCAGCAGUCAACAAUAGAGAGACAGUACUUACCAGUAAUUCGCAGAUUCUCAGUUUGAGAAACAGCCAAUGAGAAAUGUACUUCCGUACGCCAAUCAAAGAUGCCAUGGAGGGUGGGCUUCCCUAAACUCCCCAGAAGGUCCCCGAUUGUCCUAAAGCACAGCUACUGUAGCUAUUUAGCAGGCAUGGUACAUUGUUACAUGUUUUGGCCUUCUAUUUUCAGGUAAUGUGACUAUAUUUUUGUUAGGUGAUCAAGCGUAAUCUACGAAUGUUAUUAAAGAAGUGAUCAGAUACACACUAUAUUUAUUUUUCUUGCACUUUUCUCUAAUAUUUCCCCCAAGGCCUGUCUUAUAACCUGAUGUGUCUUCCUAUAUGAGGGUUUUCGGGUCAGGCUCAGUACCGAACCAUUCCUUGCCUUUAUAGGUAGAACAGGGAAAGGAGUUUUAGUCACACAAUUGUGUUGCCAGUAUGUCUCCCAUAGUAUUUUUAAACCCCAACAAAGAGCCAAGCACUGAAAAAGAAAGGAAAAAGAAUUUAUUUUAAAGGAAUAGUUCAUCCAACUAUGAAAAAAUGAUGAAAAUGUACUCACCCUCAGGCCAUCCAAGAUGUAGAUGAGUUUGUUUCUACAUCUGAACAGAUUUGGAGAAAUUUAGCUUUACAUCACUUGCUCACCAGUGGGUCCUCUGCAGUGAAUGGGUGCCGUCAGAACGAGAGUCCAAACAGAUGAUAAAAGCAUCAGAAAAAUCCAUCAGUUAACUGUUGAUCAAUGAUGUGUAUUUGUAUUAAACAAAUCCAUUAUUAAGAUGUUUUUAACUUUAAACCAGUGAAAACAUUUUGUCUGAAUAAGGAGAGAAAUAUGCACACUGUUUACAAGUGACAACAGUACAAAACAGUUGUAAACAAAUAUGUCGGUGGAUUUUUGAUGUGAGAGGACAACAGGGGAUAGACGUUUUCACUAGAGGAAGCAUUAUUGUAGAUUAUGGACUUGUAUUUUGGCCAGAAGUAACAUUUUAAAAUUAAAAUGUCUUGAUGGAUUUGUUUUCUGCAGGUUUUUGCUUCAUAAGAUGUUAAUUGAUGGACUGAAGUAGAUCAAUUGUGAUGUGGAUUACUUGUGAAUUAUUGUGAUGUUUUCAUCAGCUGUUUGGACUCUCAUUCUGACGGCACCCAUUCACUACUGAGUAUCCACUGGUGAGCAAGUGAUGUAAUGCUACAUUUCUCCAAAUCUGUUUUGAUGAAGAAACAAAUUCAUCUACAUCCUCUAUGGCCUGAGGUACUCACGUACAUUUUCUGCAAAUUUUCAUUUUUGGGUGAACUACUCCUUUAAUUACUUUUGGUAAAAUACCAUUUAUCUGAAUGGUUUAAAAUCUUUUUUCUGUCCUAUUGUUCUCUUCGCCCAAGGAAAAAGGCGGUGUGGAAUAUUUCAUAACUACAGUGACAAAUUAUUAUAGCAAUCAGGCCUGAGUUGUCCUUUAUAAUUUAUUCACUGUCAAAGUUUACCAUAUACUCUAACCUGCUGCAAUAUUAACUUCUCAUCCUGCAGAUUGUAUAUUAAACAAAGAUUUACAGUUUUCAGUUUCCCCUGCAGAGAGAUUUAAGCAGGACAUAAUAACGGACUGGACUGUAGUUGCAUUUUCUGUACAUUGUGCCUGCUUAAAAUAAAGACUUCAACCGUUGUGAUGAAGAGAUAUGUUUAACGACAAAUCAAUAACUCAGCCGGACAAAGUAUAAAUCUAUAUAUGUAUACUGUGCAACAGUAUCUUGUGGGAGGUGCUGUGAAUUAAUACCCUGAAAUGUAAUGACUAUUUAUUUCCAAUUCUAUAUUUUUGAGUAUAUACAAGUAUAUGCAUGGAUAAAAUAUUGACUUAAUAAAACAUGCAUUUUGUAUUUGU
Labeo rohita (rohu) is the source of this 5900-nucleotide messenger RNA. RefSeq names its product KN motif and ankyrin repeat domains 4 (gene kank4). The coding region runs from base 345 to 3932 and encodes 1195 amino acids. Lineage: Eukaryota; Metazoa; Chordata; Actinopteri; Cypriniformes; Cyprinidae. The record is from RefSeq and is a predicted model, not a curated record. Gene Ontology annotation, molecular function: protein binding. Gene Ontology annotation, cellular component: cytoskeleton; cytoplasm. Gene Ontology annotation, biological process: negative regulation of actin filament polymerization. The transcript has 11 exons.